ACGGAGGAGGUGCCACCGCCGCUUCCGCGCGGAGCGGCCCUGGCCGCGCCAUGGAGCUCCUGCAGCCGGCCGCCCUCCUCCUCCUCCUCCUCCCCUUACUGCUCGUCCCGCUGGCGCUCGUGGCCAGGAGGCGCAGCGGCCGGCGGACACCUCCGCUCAGUCUCCUGGUGGUGGCUGGCUCCGGUGGGCACACAACAGAAAUCCUGAGGUUACUCAGCUGUUUGUCAGAGUCCUACUCUCCCAGACAUUAUGUUUUUGCAGACUCAGAUAAGAUGAGUGAAGCUAAAAUACGUUCUUUUGAACAAAAAAGGGCUGAAACAUUCCCCAAAUCCCAGUUCACCCUUCAUCGCAUUCCCAGAAGCCGCGAGGUUAGACAGUCUUGGAUCUCCUCUGUGGUAACAACCCUAUACUCCAUACUCUACUCUCUUCCUUUGACCAACAAACUGAAACCAGAUUUGAUAUUAUGCAAUGGACCAGGAACAUGUGUUCCUGUCUGUAUAUCUGCUCUUCUUCUUGGCCUUCUAGGAAUAAAGAGAUCAAUCAUUGUAUAUGUAGAGAGCAUCUGCCGUGUGGAGACUUUAUCCCUGUCUGGAAAGAUUCUUUACUACUUUUCAGAUUAUUUCAUCGUUCAGUGGCCUGAUCUAAAGGAAAAAUAUCCCAAGUCAGUAUAUCUUGGUCGAAUCGUGUAACAACAGAAGACAAGCUUUACCUAAAAUAAACUCUGCAAGCUCCUCACUGAAGAAUUGUAUUCAUGUAGCAAUUUAUUUUCAAGAAUUCCUGUUAAGAAAUGAGGCUGGUACUGGAAAAUGAGGCAAUAAUAAAGAUAUAUCUACAUUUAGGUAAAAUUUUUGUGUAGUUGUGUUUAUUGCUGUCAUUUAGGUCUGUUUACCAAUACUCCAUAAUGGCUUUUAAGUCAAUGCUGUCUCUGUUUUCAUCUAGUUUUCCUGCUAUGUGAAUGGUAAUUUUUGUCUACAAAUAAAUAUGGGAAUUUGUAUGAAUGUAACAUUUCCUUUAAGGAAACUUUGUGUUUUCUAAAUUGUAAGCAACAAAGUCUUUUUCUAGCACAACAGACUUUAUUUCCUGUAUGCUAGCAGUGAAGUCCCUUGUGAAUCCUUAAAGUAUAAAGGAAACAGUUAUAUUAAGUUGGCUUCAUGACAGUUUGUACUCUACAGUCUUCCAAAACCCCCAAAGCAUUAAACUACUAUCAUUUUUCCUCUGGUCUUGUCAAAGCUGCCCUUAUAAUCUGUUGUGCACCU
Messenger RNA from Chiroxiphia lanceolata (lance-tailed manakin), 1256 nucleotides. RefSeq names its product ALG14 UDP-N-acetylglucosaminyltransferase subunit (gene ALG14). NCBI's taxonomy places the organism in Eukaryota, Metazoa, Chordata, Aves, Passeriformes, Pipridae. Gene Ontology annotation, cellular component: UDP-N-acetylglucosamine transferase complex. The record is from RefSeq and is a predicted model, not a curated record. Bases 51 to 689 code for a protein of 212 amino acids. The transcript has 4 exons. Gene Ontology annotation, biological process: dolichol-linked oligosaccharide biosynthetic process.